Messenger RNA from Lindgomyces ingoldianus, 498 nucleotides. RefSeq lists its product as uncharacterized. The coding region runs from base 1 to 498 and encodes 165 amino acids. Lineage: Eukaryota; Fungi; Ascomycota; Dothideomycetes; Pleosporales; Lindgomycetaceae. The record is from RefSeq and is a predicted model, not a curated record. The transcript is spliced from 6 exons.
AUGAAGGGCUACAAGGCCUUCUUCUGUACCCUAAGGGCUUGGCACGGGGUAUAUAGGCUCCUCGGCCUCCGUACCUCUGCCUCCGACCCUAAGGUUUACUCUCGUUACCCCCUAUCCUGCAUUCCCUCUCUGCCUGUACAUAUUCACUUCCUCGACGUUCUCGAAGACAGGCAUCUAAAAAGCGAACUUGGUGGGGGCGGUGGCGGGGGCAACCUUGUUCGCGAAGGUUGUUGGUUUACAAGUAUUAACGCAAAACCGCUGUCUCGCACAUGCUGGUGGAUACAGGCCUCUGCACUUUUAAGGCCAUUUAAGGUCAUUGAACUCACAAUUAUGCAGCUCCAUGCUGGUGGUGGUGGUGGCAGCGCUGGUAACUCUUGUUGCAGAGCGGAGCAUUCUUUUUGGAGUAUUUUUUCAGAGUUGUGGCUUGACGAUAUGAAGCUAAUCAAUGCCUGUGGCUGGUGUCCGAGAAAUAAUUUUUCUGGUAAAUUACGGAAUUAG